AUGGCCAUGGCGGCGGCGGCGGCGGCGGCGGGGGAGGGGGAGAGGGUGAAGCGGCGGAGAACGGCGGCGGCGGCGGUGGCGGCGGCGGAGAUCCCGGUAACGUAUAUCCAGCUACGGAGCCGGAGCGUGAUGAUGAAGCCGCGCCCGGCGAGAUCGGCGGCGAAUCCGGGCGCGCGCCGCGCGAGCGCCGAGCUCGCCCGGAUCCCGCGGUGCUCGAGCAAUGCCUCGUGCGAGGCGGCGCCAGAGGACGCGGCGUCGCGAUCGAGCGGUCCCGAGCUCGACGAGGAGCCCAAUUCCGUGGCGUUCUCCCACGACGAAGGCAUCAGAGAUAGUGAUCUCGAAUCAACGGCCGGGAGAGAAUCGAAGCGGAGAUCAACGGCCCUUACGCCGUCCGAAGCCGAGAUCGAGCACUUCUUCGCCGCGCACGAACGAGCCGAGCGAAAGCGCUUCGCCACCAAGUACAACUACAACAUCAUCACCGAUGCGCCGUUGAAGGGACGCUACGAGUGGGUUCGAUUAAAGCCAUGAAAAAAAAAAAAAACAAAGGAAAAAGAAAAAAAAAAGAAGGUAAAAUUAAACAUCGAACUCGUUUUAAUUAGUUUUUGUUUUUUUUAUUUUAUUUUAUUUUAUUUUUGUUUCCGGGGUUUUAAUGUACAACCUUGAUCUUCUUCUUUUGUUACUACUACUACUACUUGCAUUCUCCGUACGAUAUUUUUAUCAGAGAAGGUUCCUCUCCCUAACUUCUAGCUAACUAGUGCACGCUCUUCAAUAAAACGACUCCGUCCUAUUUUCGCCCAUUUCUUUUAA
Messenger RNA from Ananas comosus (pineapple), 807 nucleotides. RefSeq names its product cyclin-dependent kinase inhibitor 7-like. Gene Ontology annotation, molecular function: cyclin-dependent protein serine/threonine kinase inhibitor activity. NCBI's taxonomy places the organism in Eukaryota, Viridiplantae, Streptophyta, Magnoliopsida, Poales, Bromeliaceae. Gene Ontology annotation, cellular component: nucleus. The transcript is spliced from 4 exons. The record is from RefSeq and is a predicted model, not a curated record. The coding region runs from base 1 to 528 and encodes 175 amino acids. Gene Ontology annotation, biological process: negative regulation of cyclin-dependent protein serine/threonine kinase activity.